This is a messenger RNA of Caenorhabditis bovis, 969 nucleotides long. Lineage: Eukaryota; Metazoa; Nematoda; Chromadorea; Rhabditida; Rhabditidae. The record is from the annotation of a GenBank genome assembly.
AUGCCGAAUCUUCGAAUCGCUCUGCUCGUCGUUGUGGGACUCGCGCGGUUGGCGCUCGCCGUCAAUGUGUUUCAAGGCAACUGCGGGACCGACAAGGUGGUGUGCGAGCAAUUGUGCAUCACGCUGACGCCCGACACCUAUGAGUGCUCGUGCUGGGAAGGCCACCAACUCCAAGACGACGGACUAUCGUGUAAAGUCGACACCGUCGUCGAGUACGAGAAGAAGCGCGUGAUACCGACGCGUCGACGACAAUCGAGCCUCAAAGCGUUUCCCGACAAACCGCUGGCAUUCAAAGGCAACAAUUACGCGGAAUUUCCGAUUCGCGACAACGCCUAUUUGGAGACCAACGUCACCAUUCAAUUCCGAUUGGAGGAACAACGCGAUGGAAUUCUUCUGUUCGCCGGCCAAUUGGCCGGCGACGACUUUUUAUCGAUAACCAUUGAUGGUCCGAAUGUGAUCAUGCGGCAUGAUUGCGGCGAGGGGACCAUCGAGGACAUGUACCACGGGACGUUUCGAAUUGGCGAUUGGCACGAGAUAACCGUGUGGCGGAAGAAUUGCGAUCGCACGCAGAUGAGGGUGGACAGAGGGCGACGAUUGGUGGACAUGGCGGAGGAGUUUAAGAAUUUCAAAGGCAUCACGAUGGACGAGGGCGUGUUUGUUGGCGGCGCGCCGCGCAACAUCGACAACCUUCGGCAGAAGACGGGCGUCGACGACGGAUUUCGUGGAUGCAUUCGAUAUCUCGUCGUCAACGAUGAAGUGCUGCUCGACGCGAAUCGCUCCAUUAAUCAUGCAUUCGAUUCGAGCUCACUGUUGUACUGCGAGAAGGACGAGCCGCCCGCGUUCGCCACCUACAACGAAUCGGUUCAUCAGAUCAAGAUGUUCGAUUUGACGCAGAGGGGAUUGCCGAUGAUAUCGGAGACGCCGAAAGGUUUGGUCCCCCCUUGUGCCGAGCCAACAUGGUCCGCGUAA